This is a messenger RNA of Stylophora pistillata, 1305 nucleotides long. Its product is annotated as cysteine-rich protein 2-binding protein. Gene Ontology annotation, molecular function: histone acetyltransferase activity. The record is from RefSeq and is a predicted model, not a curated record. Lineage: Eukaryota; Metazoa; Cnidaria; Anthozoa; Scleractinia; Pocilloporidae.
GAUUCAAACAUGGCCGAAGAGGUUAUUGAUCCUGGAAUUGAAACUGAAUAUGAAGAAGUGGAUGAGAUUUGUUAUUGCAAUGGCCUUAAGGGAAGCAAUAUGGUGCAGUGUGUUCUAUGUCGUCGACUGUUUCAUUUGGAUUGCCUAAAGAGUGGAAAACCUAGCACGCUUGUGGGUGAUGUAUUCUUUGAUCUCACCUGUGCAUCUUGUUCUACUGAUGGCUCAGAGAAUUGCACCAGACAACAUUUAAGCUGGCUGCAAGCUGUGUACUUGACUUUGUACAAUCUGUAUUCUACAAGUAGAGGAAGGAAAGGUUACUUUAGAUGGAGAGAAGACAUCUGCUACUUCAUUGACAAACAUUGGCUGCUUUUGUUCCCCAAAAAAAAAAAGAAGAAUACUUGGAAUAGCACAGUUGCUGGCAUUUUGUCUUCAGGAUGCCCUGAGUUUUUCAAGUCAGGACAGAAGGAGUUCAAUAAGGAAACUGGUUGGUGGGGAUUACAAGAGAACAUUGCUCCAUCAAUUAAACUGGCUGGAACAGGCAGUGGUAGUACACGUAAAAGGAGAGGAGGUGCUGGUAUUGCCACAGGGUAUGGUGCACAAGACAAGGACUCUCCUUUGAAUACUGAGAAGUCCCCAAGGAUUACAGCACAACCUUUGUGUGCUGAUGAAAAUGUCACUGAGCCAUCAUUAUCUGAGCAUAAAAGUCCGUGUGAUGAUCUCAUGUCCCAGUUAUUAUCUGAGGAGGAUAUGCAGGAACUUGCAGAACCUACACCAGAGAUGGACACGUUCUCGAGUCUCUUCGCGGCAAAUUAUGAAGACAUGGACGACACUUCUUCACUUUUCACUGGUGAAGAAGAAAAAUCAGAUUAAAAGAUCCAAGGGAUUGAAAUUAUUCGAUCUUGACAGGACGGUUUCAGAUGCCGUGACGUCCACCUUAAGAUAUCAGUUGACUUCUGAUGGUGUUAUCCCUGUUGAGAAUCGCGAAAUUGUGCCUUUAGUCCCAGAAGAUAACUCGCAAGGAAAGCUUCACAGACAGAGAAUUCUAAACAAGUCGAAGUCGUCUUCCCUUGGAACAACGGAAAAUGUCCUUGAUAGGUUUUUGGCGGCUCCCCGCAUGCUUCCCGGCUCUCGUCCAAGGACUUGCUCGUUCUUAACGCGGCUGAUUGGCGGGGAUUCUCAAACACUGUACAGACCCAUCACCAGUCCUUACACAUACAGAAUACUUAAGCCGUUCAUCAGACGAGAUUACGAGAGCAGGCCAUUGAAAUUAAAACUGCUGCAAGAGAUUAUCGCUUAUAGCCAUAG